Messenger RNA from Acaulospora morrowiae, 397 nucleotides. Lineage: Eukaryota; Fungi; Glomeromycota; Glomeromycetes; Diversisporales; Acaulosporaceae. The record is from the annotation of a GenBank genome assembly.
GUUGGCCACAGGUUCGCAAUUAAUGUCGCAUCAUUCAAUAUUAAGGAAAGUAAUUCCUAAAUUGGUGAGAGGAUAUUCAAGUUCAACAGCGGAGAAUCGAGAUAACAAUGAUUCUAUUAAGGCUUCAAAUGGAAAGGCACCUUUAAAGCCAAAGAGAGUUUUGGCUAAGCAGUAUGAUCCAGCUAAGGUUGAAGAAGGGUGGUAUGAAUGGUGGGAGCAUCAAGGUUUUUUCGGGACUAAAGGAGUAACAAAAGAGGGAAUGGAUGAGCAUUCUACAAAAACCUUCACGAUGCUGUCACCGCCUCCAAAUGUUACCGGGGAUUUACAUAUCGGUCAUGCAUUGACUUUUAGUAUUCAGGAUUCAUUAGCAAGAUGGUUUAGAAUGAGGGGUUACUCU